ACAAAUAAUUGGUGUAGUAUUAUAAUAAACUUGAUAUUUGAGAUUAAUUUCAUCAGAUAAUUUAGUAAAUAAACUUUAAUUAUACGAAAUCCACAGUUUUAUAAACCACUUCACUGGGAAUGUACAUUUUUAUCAUAAUAAUACAUUCGUUGAUUUUUAUUAGUGUAUCAGAAAUUGUUUCAAUUACAACGAACAAUAAAUAGUUAAAAUUUAUGCGUUACACGUGAAAAGAGAAGUAGUUUCAACAUUUUCUAAAACAUGAACUGUGAUUUUACACCCAACAGACGACGAUCCAUAUUUGAGAUGAAAUUGUCGUCGACUUGCGGUCCGGCUCUGUUCAGCGACGAACCGGAAGCGAUGAGAAUACGAGACGCAUGCGAUUAUUCUCAAAAAAUUACGUACGAAAUAGCAAAAAGCGGACGAGCACCUCGACGGAUACGAGUCUACGCUGACGGUAUAUACGAUUUAUUUCAUCAAGGCCACGCCAGGCAAUUAUUACAAGCAAAAAACGUUUUCCCCAACGUUUAUCUUAUCGUUGGAGUUUGCAGCGACGCCAUGACGCACAGCAAAAAAGGUCGUACCGUAAUGAACGACGAAGAACGUUACGAAGCCUUAAGACAUUGUCGAUACGUGGACGAAAUAGUCCGCGACGCGCCAUGGGAAUUGAACGAAGACUACGUCAAAGCGCACAAAAUCGAUUUUAUAGCCCACGACGAUAUACCGUACGAAUCGCAAAAUAGCAACGACAUAUACGCACCGUGGAAAGCGAAAGGGAUGUUCGUGGCGACCGAAAGGACGGAGGGCGUAUCGACGUCCGAUAUCGUCGCUAGGAUAGUGAGAGAUUACGACAUAUACGUAAGAAGGAAUUUGGCGCGAGGAUAUUCGGCCAAGGAUUUGAAUAUAUCCUACCUCAGUGAAAAGAAGAUUCGGUUGCAGAAUAAGAUGCACGAUUUGAAGGAUAAAGGACGAAGAGUAUUGGAUACUAUAGGAGAACGUAAGGACGACAUGAUAGCGAAAUGGGAGGAAAAAUCCAGGGAAUUCAUCGAGAAUUUUUUGUUAUUGUUCGGUAGGGAACGUCUAUCGAACAUAUGGAACGAAAGCAAAGAGAAAAUAUUGAGCGCUCUGAGUCCCCCGGUAUCGCCGCAUCCGCCCGCCAGUCCUACCUCUAGCGACGACGAAUUCGAUUUUUCCGAAGACGGUAUGCCGCCGCCUAUCAAAUCUCAACGCAUCGACGAUUCGACACCGCCUUCGUCGUCGUCGACGUCGAGAAAUAAUUAUUACAGCGUCGACGAUUAUAGCGACGAAGAAGACGUUUCGAUACCGAUGAAAAACGGGAAGUUAUAACUGUUUCGAAUAUAUAUGUAUAUAUAUUUUUCUUUUGUUGAUUUUAAUGAAAUUUUGAAAAAUUCGUUAGUGGUUUUAGAUGAUUGUGAUCCGUUCUCGCGGCUUUAUACGCCAUUGUAUUUUUAUUUCGAAUUGCGUCGAAAAGUCGAUGAGAUUUUGUUGUACGAAACGUUGGCGCGGUUAAAUUAUUGAAUGUGUGAAAUUAUUUUACCAAAAUUUUUAUUUAUUUAUUGAAUAUUUGAUUGUUUCGGUUGUCCGUCCGGUGAUUAUGCUUUUUAGACGAGAAUUAUGCAAAAUUACCUAUGAAAUAUGCAUAAUUACCGAUCAAAUAUGCGAAGUUACCGAUGAAAUAUGCAAAAUUAUCGAUCAAAUAUACGUAAUUACCGAUGAAAUAUGCGAAAUUGUUAGUAAUUAUGCAUAAUUACCGAUGAAAUAUACGAAAUUUCCAAUGAAAUACGCGAAAUUGUUGGAAAUUAUGCAUAAUUACCGAUGAAAUAUGCGAAAUUACCGAUGAAAAAUACGGAAUUACCUAUGAAAUAUGCGAAAUUAUUGGUAAUUAUGCAUAAUUACCGAUGAAAUAUGCGAAAUUACCGAUGAAAUAUGCGAAAUUACCGAUGAAAUAUGCGAAAUUACCGAUGAAAUAAACGAAAUAACCGAUGAUAUAUGGAUAAUUAUCGUUAAUUGGGUAAAAUUGUCGAUUACCAAGGAAAUAUGCGAAAUUACCGACCGAAUUUGCAGAAUUACCUUCGAAAUAUGCAAAAUUAACGAAAAAAUAUGCGAAAUGACUGAUGAAAUAUGCGAAUUUGUCGGUAAUUAUACAAAAUUAACGAAUUUCAUAUUUAUAAUUACCGUUUAAAUAUGUACAACCAAGUUCCUUGUUGAGGUAAAUGUCAAAAAUUCGACAUAAUCGUCGAAAAUUAUUGAUAUCUGUUAAUAACCAGAUUAAUUACGAAAUAUGGAUAAUUACCGACAAUUACGUAUAAUUACCGUCGAUUAUGCAUAAAGACUGAUAGAAUAUAAAAAUUACCGGAUCAAUCGUCGUAAAUAUGCAUAAUUACCGACUAAAUACACAUAAUCACCGGAAAUUGCCGCCGAUUGUUCUUCAUUUCAGACAGAACAUCCAAAAUUACCGAUGAAAUUUGCAUAAUUACCGACAAAAUAUGCAUAAAUGCCGGUAUAUAUAAUUAUCGACAAAAUAUGCACAAUGACAGACAACUACGAAUUAUAACAGACGAAAUAUUUAUUCAAUAUAAUCGCACAUUCUCUCAAUAAAUUUAAUUUAUGCGAAAUCAUCCAUAAUUACGCAUCAUUAUUGACGAUUGUGCAUAUGCACCGAUAAAAUAUGCUUAAUUACUGGCUUAAUCACAUUUAAUUUUAUGGAAAAUGUUUAUCAUCGGUAUUUAUGCAUAUUUUGUCGGUAAUUCUUCAUAUUUUGUUGGUAUUUAUGAAUAUUUUGCCGGUAAUUUUGCAUAUUUUGUCGGUAAUUAUGUAUAUUUUGUCAGUAUUUAUGCAUAAAAUCCGUAAAUUUGUAUAUUUUAUCGAUGUUUAUGCUUAUUUUGUUGGUAUAUAUGGAUAUUUUGUCGAUCUUUUGGCAUAUUUUGUCGAUAAUUUUGCAUACUUUGACGGUAAUUUUUUAGACUUGUUGGUAGUUUUGCAUAUUUUGUCGGAAAUUUUACAUAUUUCUUCGGUAAUUUCACAAAAUUACCGACAUUUUUGCAUAUUUCAUCGGUAAAUUCGCAUAUUCCGUCAGUCAUUAUGCAUAAUUACCGGACGAAUUAUAUUCACCGUAACUUUUAUAUACAUUGUUUCUUGAUUAGAAUAAAAAAAAACUAUUAUGUAUUUUUGUGUACCGAUCAACUUUUUUUCUUAAUACAGUAAAGCGGUUAUUUAAUAUUGUUUCCAAAAUAAAUUUCGUUGCGAUUAUUUAUUUUCUGAGCGAUAUUAAAAGCGUCUUACUUUACAA
Molecule: messenger RNA, 3307 nt
Organism: Diorhabda carinulata
Lineage: Eukaryota; Metazoa; Arthropoda; Insecta; Coleoptera; Chrysomelidae
Gene: Pcyt2
Product: choline-phosphate cytidylyltransferase B
Exons: 4
Coding region: 259-1344 (361 amino acids)
Biological process (GO): CDP-choline pathway
Molecular function (GO): choline-phosphate cytidylyltransferase activity; phosphatidylcholine binding
Source: RefSeq, a predicted model, not a curated record